Lolium perenne is the source of this 1113-nucleotide messenger RNA. RefSeq lists its product as uncharacterized. Gene Ontology annotation, molecular function: mRNA binding. The record is from RefSeq and is a predicted model, not a curated record. Lineage: Eukaryota; Viridiplantae; Streptophyta; Magnoliopsida; Poales; Poaceae.
CUACUUCCUCCUCGGCUCCAGAGCGCACGCAGCGAGAUUCCCGCUCCAAACCAACCGCAACUGCGCACAGCCACAAGUGUCUCGCCUCCCGCCUUGAUCCGCCCUUCCCGUUUCCGGCGACCUCUCCGCCCCAGUCCCGACUCCCGAGCGAUGUCCACUCAGUCCAUCUCGCCCGCCUCCGCUCACUUCACUUACCCUGCUACCGGUGCGGUGGCGGCGGCCACGUCCUACUUCCCCGUCCCUUUCCACCUCCAGGCCGCGCAGUACUCGACGGCGAGCCCCGCGCCGGCGCCGCUUUACAACGCCGUCUACCCCGUGCCCCAAAUCCAGCAGGCACAACAACUCUUCCAGAAAGACUCGCAGAUAAUCACCCCUGAAGCUCUAGCUACUGUAAAGGCUGCUAUUGCGGGUAAUGACAAAGACAAGAAAGUUGAAGCAAAGAAAAAGGCAGUGCCCCGGAAGGCAGCUGGGCAAUGUUGGGAGGAUCCAACAUUAGCUGAAUGGCCUGAAAAUGACUUCCGUUUGUUUUGUGGCAAUCUUGGUAAUGAAGUGAAUGAUGAUGUUCUUGCCAAGGCGUUUUCAAAGUAUCCAUCGUUCAACAUGGCUAGGGUUAUACGAGAUAAAUCUACUGGUAAGACUAAGGGCUAUGGCUUUGCUAGUUUUGCCAAUUCAUCAGACCUUUCUGCGGCGCUGAAAGAGAUGAACGGUAAAUAUGUUGGAAAUCGACCAAUCAAACUACAGAAGAGUACGUGGAAGAAUAGAAUAGAUUAUGAAGCUCUGCAGAAACCAAAGGUUGGACCACAGAAGAAGCUCAAAGCGCAGAAAAGAAGUGUCCUACAUAAGUGAAGAAGCUGCUCAGUCAAGUGAUCCACGCUGAAAUGCCUGCAGCCUGCAGGCUGGACCACAGAAGAAUCUCAAAGCGUAGAAAAGAAGUGUACUACAUAAGUGAAGAAUAUAAUUAUCCUAGUUUGUCCUUGAGAAUGUUGUCAUUUUGGACAUGUAACAUGCAAUGCCUUGUAUUAGAGUCUUAGUGCAGUUCAUGAUUUGUAAUGUAGGUGUAAAUAUUCAAAUGAAAGCCACUGUUUUUUGAAUAUUAUGAAGUGCUCAUGGUGA